UUCUGCAUUAGCGUCUCACACCUGUAGUUCUAGAGUGAAGUCCAUUGAAAUUCGAGGUUAUCCUUUGGCAUGCUAGUGGUGUGAUUGUAGAAUUGGAUGAUUUAAGAUGCCGAAAGAGAGGAAAAAGUAUUUGGUGCGUAAGGCUUAUAGGGAAGCCUGCGCUUCGAUAUCAUUGCUAAGCAGUGACGACGGAGCGGUAGUACGUUCAUUACCCCAAGUUUCUUGUCGCACCGACAACAAGAGUGAACAAACACUGUGCGAUGUUACACCGUUACCUGAUGCUUCGUCUUCAGCAACAGAAACGCCAAAUAUGGAAAUAGUAAAUAACGAAAGCUGCCCUCGCAGCCCUCUUGAUGACGCGUCUCAUGGCGAACUGGAACCUGUCGCUGUUAACGAAAGCGUCCCAUCGCAAUGGCCCGAUUUGGCGACUGAACCUAAUAGCAGCUCAGAUGACCUCGAUUGCGCUGAUAGUUUGGAGUCAACAGUGGUUGAUCUUGCCCCGCAUUUAAGAGCAUGGGCUGUUAAAGAGAACAUUACUCAAACUGCGCUGACAUCACUACUCCGUGUACUCCGUAUGCAUAAAAGCCUCAGGACCCUUCCGAGCGACGCCCGUUCUCUUAUGCAGACCCCCAGAAGUACUUUCCGGAAUAUUUCCGCUAUGUCCCCUGGGGAAUACUGUCACCUCGGCCUCAUUGAUGGUCUCAGACAUGUCCUCAGACACGUCGACGAAAUUCCCGCUCAUAUAGCGCUAUGCUUUAGUGUUGAUGGAGUUCCGAUAUCGAAGAGUUCAAAGGUGGAGCUUUGGCCAAUACAAUGCCAAGUCAAAGGAAUUUCCAAAGCUCCACCCUUCGUGGUAGGUGCUUACUGUGGAGCUGGAAAACCGUCAGAUCCUAAUGACUUUUUGCGAAAGUUUGUUGACGAGUUGCUGACGCUUCUCGAAGAAGGAAUCACGGUGAAUGACACUGUCACACAAAUCACAUUUGAUUCAAUCAUUUGUGAUGCACCAGCUCGUGCAUUUGUAUUUCUUAUUAAGAACCACACCGGCCACUCAGCGUGCCCAAAAUGUACCGAUGAAGGAGAAUACGACAUGAAUCGUAUGUACUUCUCCAACCGUGUAGCCACCAAGAGGACAAAUGAAAGCUUUCGGGCCCAAUCUGACCCAGAACACCAUCGAGGGGUCUCCAUCCUAACAGAGCUUCCAAUCGACAUGGUGCAUGUGGCCCCACUUGAUUACAUGCACCUUGUCUGUUUGGGAGUAAUGAAAAAGCUCUUACUCCUCUGGCUAUCUGGUCCCCUGUCCAUCAGAUUAGGCUCCAUGAGCAGAAAUAAACUAACAGAGAACAGUGUUCAAUUGAAGCAUAGUAUCCCCCGGGAAUUUGCGCGCAAGCGCAGAGGCAUGGACGAAAUAGAACGUUGGAAGGCCACCGAAUUCAGGCUUUUUUUCCUAUACACAGGGCCUACCAUUCUAGAAAAUGUCCUUCCACAGCAGCUCUUUGUGAAUUUUUUGACACUUCACUGUGCCAUCUCUAUUCUGACUGAUGUUGAACUGUGUCAGACAGAAUAUCAGUACGCAUCUUCUCUAUUGUCUCACUUUGUUGAAACAUUUUCUGCAUUAUAUGGAGAUCAUCUCGUGUCGUAUAACAUUCACGGGCUCUUGCACUUAGGAGAUGAUGUGGGUGUUCGUGGGCCCCUGGAUUCAUUCAGUGCCUUUCCCUUCGAGAACAAUAUGAAGGAACUAAAAAGGCAACUGAAGAAACCAGGAGCCACACUUGCAGAGUUGUAUAACCGAUAUCACGAGUGGAAGUGCGCAGACUUACAGAAUGACCCCCAAAAGGAUGCUGGUCUUGGAGGUCCUCACAACCUGGGGCCCCUUCAUCCAUUAUGUAAGGCACCACAGUACAGUACCUUCCAGGCUUCCGGUUUCAUGCUGAUGACAAAAGGACCUGAUCGUUUCUGUAUAAUUGAUGGACAAGUGAUCGAAGUUAAGAAUAUUGCUGUGAUGCGGUCUACGGGAUGUCCUUGUGUUGUUGGUCAUGCCCUCAUGAGAGUACGAAACCUGUUUGAGAAACCGUGCCCAUCAUCAUUGAUUGGCAUAUACGUGGUGACCCGGGACACAGAAUUAAGGGUCUGGCCGAUCACACGUGUACGCAAGGUUCUUUGCCUCCCUUACGAGAAAAUGUGGGUUGUCGUGCCACUAAGGCAUCUACAGUGUUGAGACACAGGAAGUGCAAGCGCUGAGAUGUGCAACAAGUGUAUCGCUGCACAUUACUGGCACUUGGGUGCAGCAGAGAAAUUCCCAGUCAAGCACUUGCUCACAUUCACAUAAUCCAAAUGCUAUAUGUGACAACAUGCCUGUUUUUAAUUUUAAUAACUUUACGUAUAUCCUAAAGCUCUCUUGUAUUAGUGACCCAGAGUGGGAUGUUCCAGUUUUGCUCUGCUGGUUUGUUGGUUUUGGUAUAAGAUUAAUGUUUGCUAUUUUCUGUUGGGAUACUCUUCACGGCAUUAAAAGGCCACAAGCCCACAAUAUACGUCUGUGCAUUUACCGUGUAAUUCAACUUUGAGUCAAUGGGGGCCUUUUCAGAUACCAUAUACUAUAGCUCAUUUCUUGGAGCGGAAUGAGGUUGAAGUGGUGCCCUGUACAUGGGUUACGGGAAACCAAUGUGUGUGGCCUCGACUCCCGACAAGCAAAGUACAAAAAAUGACACAGCGAGGUUCUCCUCCAGGUGAUAGCUAUGAGACUUUUGAAAUCACCUGCAAAGGCAUCUUUGGGUGCUACAAAGAUGCUCGUGAGCAAUUGAGGACCUCUGAGUACACCUCGGACCUUAACCCUGAGAAAGAGUUGCCACCAAAGCGCAUAAGACGAAUUCGAGUCAUUGACAGCGAUGACGAAGAUACCUUUCCUCCUAUACCGGACAGCUUGCUGAAAUUAGCGGGCAGCCACAAUGCAGGUGGGCAGCUUGCAAAACGUUCAGAAGCUGAGUAUCGAGCAGAAAGAGCUGAAGUACCACGGACUGAUACAAGAUGCAGAAGUAGUACUUCAGUCCAAGAGGGACAUCUUGUAGAACCUUAUCAAGACAGUAGCCCCUAUCAGCAACCUAGUGAGCUUUCUUGCAGUGCACCAGAUUCACGCAGUGGUAGAGAGCCUACUCCACGUAGUCGCCUUCAGGGAUUGAACCGGCAUGGAACCAGCCUUCAGUCAACAGCAGCGCCUCUUCUGCGGUCAUCGUACCCAUCACCCAGCACAAGCUUUCGUGGAGAUGUGGACGUUCCUACCUCACCUCUCUCACAAAUGAGUGACCCUGAUGCUACUGAUGACUCUCAUCUGUCAAGUAGAGGUACCACAAGAUCGCACCUUGGUCCGGUGUCUGGUAAACUCAAGUUUGAGAAUGACGUACGUUUCUGUGCUGGGAGCUUUAUGUGUACUUUAUAUUAUGUAGGCACAAUGCAACAUACUUCAAAUUCCCAGGAGCCAGUGAUGCCGAAAUCGGAAUUCCAACGUCAAGUUCUCAAAAACCCCCUGAUACUGCGGCUAGGGCAACAACAGCAAAGUGACCUUUUGGCAAACCUUCCAUCAAGAUCUGCACUCGCAUUCCCUGACUCUCCUAUCCUAAUUCCCGAGCCGUUCCAAACAGUUGAACAGCUGGAGGGAUUUGAAAACAAAGUCACCAAGGACAACGAAAAACAGCUGGUUCAAGAACUCUGCAUUCUUGGAGGGAGUUCACUGAAAACUUGUGUAAAAAGAAUUAUGUGCCACAUAAUGACUGAUAAGUAGGCUAAGCUGUACAGCUGGCAGGGAAGAAAAGGGAAGUUGAAGUUCACUGAACUCAAGUUUGCUGAGAUUAUUAUAGUGUUUUGGUUACGACGAAUCAGCAUGUGCCGGGGUGCAGCACGGAGCUUGGGUUAUGCACCCUACUGAUGUAUCGACGUGGGAGCAUGUGCUGGGGGACACUGUGGGACUGUGAUAUGCACUUACCACUAUUUCUUACGUCUCCUACAAGGACAUCAAGACAAGCGUGUGCCAGGGCACACUUUGGAGCUGUGAUACGUACCUACCACUAUUUCUUAUUUUCUUAAUGUAUCGUAGAUGUCCCCACUGGGACAUCAAGACUGAAGAAUGUGUGAGGGCACAUUGUGGAGCUGUGAUAUGUACAGUACCGAACAAAUGUUUACUGAACACUGGGUUGAUUUAUUUUUUCAUCUGAGCGAUGCCGUUGCAGGGAAUGGGAGCUGAUGCAGGUACAGACUGUUGCAUGGGUCACCCAAACACCCGUUUUUAAUUGCAUGCGCUCCCGUUCACUGCUGGGGUGUCAGUCAGAAGAAGAAAUACGCCAACCAGGUGUUCCGUAAAUUUUUGUGCAGCACUGUAGCUAGCACUAUUUUUUAUCCUUGUGCUUCUAAUAUUUCCAACUGGGAUGAUCACUGUUGAAAUCUUUACUGCAUCAUAAAUGUCUCCUGUUGUGACAUCAAGACUGAAGCAUGUGCCAGGGCACACUCUGGAGCUGUGAUAUGUACCUACCAUUAUACCUUAUUUUCUUAAUGCAUCUUAGGGUGAUUCCAUGUGAAAUCAGGCAGUGAAAUCAGGAUUCCACUGAAAUCAGGCAGGUUGGUCCCAACGACCUCCGGGAUAAAAAAUCCGGGAGGUCGUCGGGACCAAUCUGCCUGAUCUCACGUGGAAUCACCCCGUACAUGUCUCCCACUGGGACAUAAAGACUGAAGAAUGUGCCAGGGCACAAUGUGGAGCUGUGAUAUAUAUGUGCCAAUAUUUCUUAGCUUUUUUAUGUAUCGUAAAUGCACCCUACUGGGACGCCAGGACUGAAUGAGCAUGUGCGAGGGCACACUGUGGGACUGUGAUAUGCACUUACCACUAUUUUUUAUGUUUUUAGCCUAUAUAGUUACUGUAUCCUACUGCGACAGUAACAGUGAAGCAUAAUGCAGGCACACUGUGCAGGUGUAUAUGUAUCUACCACUGUUCAUGUUAUUUUCCUUUAAUGUACAGUGCUGGACAAAAGUUCACGAAAUACGCUCAGGCGCAUAUACCUUACUCAGAGUAAUGUGCUACUGGCGAAUGAUAUCAUCGGACUAAGUUACCCAGGCACAUAUGUCUGCAUGUCUGUAUGGUCCAGUUUGCUGCCAGCACAUCACUCCGAGGAAGGAAUGUGCCAGAGUAUAUGUUCCGUAAUCUUUUUUCCAGAACUGUACCUCCUGAGUUCAUGGCAUCCGGAUUGAACUUACAUUUGUUUGCUUAUUGAUUUUCAUUGGCCAUGAACAGCCUUAGCCAAACAUUUCUUCAUUAUCUUAUGUUCUACACACCAUGCUGAAGUAAACCUGUUGCAGCCUAAAUAAAUGCCUACAAGAAAUGAA
Messenger RNA from Ornithodoros turicata, 5361 nucleotides. RefSeq lists its product as uncharacterized. The record is from RefSeq and is a predicted model, not a curated record. Lineage: Eukaryota; Metazoa; Arthropoda; Arachnida; Ixodida; Argasidae. Bases 2699 to 3772 code for a protein of 357 amino acids. The transcript has 12 exons.